This is a messenger RNA of Aspergillus pseudotamarii, 1722 nucleotides long. RefSeq names its product aldo/keto reductase. The transcript has 3 exons. The record is from RefSeq and is a predicted model, not a curated record. Lineage: Eukaryota; Fungi; Ascomycota; Eurotiomycetes; Eurotiales; Aspergillaceae. The coding region runs from base 141 to 1307 and encodes 388 amino acids.
UCAGGUUGUAAGGCAUUCUAGAGACUUUGCAUUCAUCCCUUAUAUACUGUGAAUACAUGUUCUAGCUGAUCGCAAAUUUACCAUUUCCUACAAACUUCUUCUGGCCCCUGUAGUCGCCAAACACUACAGAAAUAGCAACCAUGGUUCUCCCUGCCGCCCCAGAGCCUCCCACCCUGCUAGGGUAUCAUCGGAUCCUAUCGCCUAGCGCCGGCGUUCGUGUGUCGCCCUUAUGCCUGGGAACCAUGAGCUUCGGCAAUGGCUGGAAAGGGGUUAUGGGUGAGUGUGACCAGGCGACCAGCUUCAACAUGCUAGACACCUUCUACGAGAGCGGUGGGAACUUUAUCGACAUAGCCAACUUCUAUCAGGGAGGCGAUAGCGAAAGAUGGGUAGGUGAAUGGAUGUUACAGCGGCAGAAUCGUGAUGAGAUCGUAUUAUCCACCAAGUACACCAUGGGCUACACAAUGUUUGGCCCGCAAAAGAUCAAGUCGAACUUUCAGGGUAACCAUGCCAAGAGUCUGCGUCUAUCCGUCAACGCUAGUUUGGAGAAACUGCAGACUGAUUAUAUCGACCUAUUGUACGUGCACAUGUGGGACUUUACGACGAGUGUUGAGGAAGUGAUGCGAAGUCUCAACCACCUGGUGGCAAGUGGCAAGGUUCUGUAUCUGGGGGUCAGCGAUACCCCAGCCUGGGUCGUGGUCAAAUGCAAUGCAUUUGCUCGAGCCAACGGACUUACCCCGUUCAGCGUCUACCAAGGCCACUGGUCGUGCGCUUUCCGUGACUUUGAGCGGGAUAUCCUGCCCAUGUGUGAGUCAGAGGGCAUGGGCCUCGCGCCAUGGGGUGUGCUAGGCCGCGGUCAGUUCCGUAGCGCCGAGGACUUUUCUCGUGAGGGUCGCAAGAUGGGUCCUCAGGAUGAGAAGCACCGACGACUCGGAGAGAAGCUAGAUCAGAUGGCGCAACAGAAGAACACCAAGGCUACUAGUAUCGCUCAGGCCUAUGUCAUGCACAAGGCCCCCUAUGUUUUCCCCGUUAUUGGGGGUCGCAAGGUGAAGCAUCUCAAGGAAAACAUCGAGGCUCUCGGUCUGGUACUGACCGAGGAGGAAAUCCAUGAAAUUGAUGAUGUCGAGCCGUUUGACGUUGGAUUCCCCAUGAAUUUCCUAUUCGAAACGCCGACGCAAAGAUACCGCACUAGCAUGACGAGCAAGGAUAUAUGGCAGUUGUCAUGCAACACUCGACUAGAAACAGUGCCCAAGCAACAGCCGAUCGAACCCCAGCAAGGCGCGAAGUACUUUGGAUCCGUCUCAAAAUGAGCGUAGUGGUGUGGAUCUCGCCUACUGUGCAGUAUAGUUGAUCACAGUUUUGGGCGAAAAUGCCUCUUUCACGAGAUGAAUCCUGUUGUUUUCCUUUCCUUAUCCUUGUCACUUAGUCUUUCAGCAAAGCAUCAGUCACCUGUUACAACAUAUCAUACGCCUGAGGAUCUUUGGUUGGUCAAAUCACUUAUUACGCAACGUAAAUACACCUAUUGUGAAACAGAGAUACAACCAAUAGACUGAUCAAACGAACAAGCGAAAAGAUUGUUGCAUCCAUUUCUAAAUGAUACAAGCGACGAUAUAUCUGAUGGAGCACCCACGUGAAGCGUAUUUUCUUAAAACAUGCGGGAGAUAGAUACAGGCUGUCCCCAAGUUUAGAAUUAACGAAAGGUUCCCUAAACGCCCAGUGAGAGAU